This is a messenger RNA of Drosophila arizonae, 1883 nucleotides long. It is a transcript of the gene put, whose product is annotated as activin A receptor type 2 punt. Gene Ontology annotation, molecular function: activin binding; activin receptor activity; ATP binding. Gene Ontology annotation, biological process: activin receptor signaling pathway; cellular response to growth factor stimulus; protein phosphorylation. Gene Ontology annotation, cellular component: activin receptor complex; plasma membrane. NCBI's taxonomy places the organism in Eukaryota, Metazoa, Arthropoda, Insecta, Diptera, Drosophilidae. The record is from RefSeq and is a predicted model, not a curated record.
AAAUUUUCUAUGUGCCAAAAUAAAAACAAAAAUUCUCCAAAUAUCGCUCGUGUAUUUAGUUACGUAUCCAUUUAGUGCUGUAAACAAGUUACAGCGAUAACGCAAUAACAAUGUCUAGGUACAAUUUUGUGCUUUAUCUAGUGGCGCAGCUAAUUCUUGCCUGCCAUCUGCUGCUGCUGCCUGCGGCUAGAGGUGCCGUCUUGCCCGAGGGCCACAACAUCAACUGCGAACACUAUGACGAGAAGGAUUGCACCACGCACAACGACUGCUCCAUCACCAUCGAGCGCUGCCAGGUGGAGGCGGACAAAUCUCCCAGCUGCUACGUUCUGUGGAGCGCCGACGAAGUGACUGGCAUCAAGAAAAUCAAAAUGAAGGGCUGCUUCACGUACAUGCACGAGUGCAACCAGACCGCCUGCAACACCAGCAGCAAGCCGCGGCAGGGCAACAUACAUUUCUGCUGCUGCAAGGGCUCGAUGUGCAACAACGAGUACAACUGGAUACCGCCCACCACGGAGGCAACAACACAAGUGCCCAAAGAGAAGACGCAGGACGAGAAUAAUGUGAACUUCUACAUAUUGUGGUCGUCGGUGCUGGCCGUCCUGAUGGUCGUGCCUGUGGUCAGUUUCUUCUCCUACCGACGUCUCAAACGAGUGCAUUUCAACGAGAUACCCAAGCACGAGGCGGAAAUCACGAACUCAUCGCCGCUGCUGAACAACCGGCCCAUACAACUGCUGGAGCAGAAGGCCAGCGGGCGAUUUGGCGACGUGUGGCAGGCGAAGCUGCACGGCCAGGACGUGGCCGUGAAAAUCUUUCGCAUGCAGGAGAAGGACUCGUGGACCACGGAGAACGAGAUAUAUAAACUGCCGCGCAUGCGCCAUCCCAACAUCUUAGAGUUCUUGGGCGUGGAGAAGCACUUGGAUAAGCCCGAGUAUUGGCUGAUAUCCACAUAUCAGCAUAAUGGCUCUCUGUGCGACUAUCUGAAGUCCCAUACGAUUACCUGGACGGAGUUGUGCCGCAUUGCCGAAUCGAUGGCCAAUGGCCUGGCGCAUUUACACGAGGAGAUACCGGCUAGCAAGACGGAAGGCCUGAAGCCCUCGAUAGCCCAUCGUGACUUUAAGUCGAAGAAUGUGCUGCUCAAGGGUGACCUCACAGCCUGCAUAGCUGACUUUGGACUAGCCAUGAUUUUUCAGCCGGGCAAACCGUGCGGCGAUACACACGGCCAGGUGGGCACUCGACGCUAUAUGGCGCCUGAGGUUCUCGAGGGUGCCAUUAACUUCAAUCGUGAUGCCUUUUUGCGCAUCGAUGUCUACGCCUGCGGAUUGGUGUUGUGGGAAAUGGUCUCACGCUGCGAUGUUGUGGGUCCCGUGGGCGAAUACCAGCUGCCAUUCGAAGCGGAGCUUGGACAGCGGCCCACGCUGGAUGAAGUGCAGGAGAGCGUGGUGAUGAAGAAAUUGCGUCCACAUUUGCUUAACUCCUGGCGCUCCCAUAUGGGUCUCAGCAUAUUCUGCGACACGAUGGAAGAGUGCUGGGAUCACGAUGCCGAGGCACGUCUCAGCUCCUCCUGUGUAAUGGAACGGUUUGCGCAGCUCAACAAAUAUCCAACCACACAGUUGCUCAUCAAGAACCACACCAACAUCGAGGAUGCAAAGGAGACCACAAAUUGUUUAUAGAAGCGGUACUAAAUCACAGCCGACUCGACCAGGCUGUGAUUUGAUAGCCACGAACAUUAGAAUUCGUUCUUUUUAAUUUUGAUAUAUAUAUUCAACACUUUAGUUUUACUGUAGUAUUGUGCAUAGCCAUUAUGCGCACAGACAUACACAGAGAAAAGCAGCGAUUAGCGAUUAACGAUCUGCAAUUCGGCAGCUGCCAUUUAUAUAUACAUA